This is a messenger RNA of Tricharina praecox, 3783 nucleotides long. RefSeq lists its product as uncharacterized. The coding region runs from base 81 to 3662 and encodes 1193 amino acids. Gene Ontology annotation, biological process: nucleotide-excision repair. NCBI's taxonomy places the organism in Eukaryota, Fungi, Ascomycota, Pezizomycetes, Pezizales, Pyronemataceae. The record is from RefSeq and is a predicted model, not a curated record. Gene Ontology annotation, cellular component: nucleus. Gene Ontology annotation, molecular function: DNA endonuclease activity; single-stranded DNA binding. The transcript is spliced from 2 exons.
CACAGCUUACCUACUUGUAUGAUUCAUUCCUCGAUGCUACCCCGCAACAUUCACAACCACGACAACCACUACACGCGGCGAUGGGUGUCCACGGCCUUUGGAAGAUUCUCGAACCUGCGCACCGCCCCGUCAAGCUUGAGACCCUAGCUCGUAAACGCCUCGCGGUCGACGCCUCGAUCUGGAUCUACCAGUUCCUCAAAGCCGUACGCGACGCGGAUGGAAACGCCCUGCACAACUCGCACAUUGUUGGAUUCUUCAGAAGAAUCUGUAAGCUCUUAUUCCAUGGGAUUCGCCCGGUGUUCGUGUUCGAUGGCGGUGCGCCAGCGUUGAAGCGGCAGACAAUUGCUGGAAGGAAACAGCGCCGCGAGGGGAAACGCGAAGAUGCGGCACAGACGGCGAGGAAGCUUUUAGCGCUGCAGAUUAAGAAGCGGGCCGAGGAGCAGGCGCAGAUUUCGAAGGGGCCAAUUACUGGCGACGAAGGAGACUGGGAGACACUGCCCGAGAAGAUGGUUUACGUGGAUGAAAUCGAGCAGACCGACGAGCAGAGAAAGGCAAUGGAGGAACAGCGUAGGAAGACCAGAUUCAAGAAAACCGAUCAAUACCAAUUGCCGGAGAUGGAAUACGACUUUAGUCAGUUCGGCGCAUCGAAUGAUGUCCGGAUGCUCUCUGCCGAUGAACUUCAGGAGUAUGCGAGACAGUUCGAGGGGAUGGAGGAUACGAACUUGGCGGAUUACUCGGACAUCGACUUCUCUUCGCCAUUCUUUGCCGCCUUACCGGACGCGGAUCGAUAUCGCAUCAUAAAUCAAGCGCGGUUACGAUCGAGACUGAGGAUGGGAUAUUCUAUGGAGCAGUUGGAUGCGAUGUUCCCCAAUCGCAUGGCGUUUUCGAAGUUCCAGAUUGAGCGAGUGGUACGGCGGAAUGAACUCUCGCAGCGACUCAUGAACCUACAGGGCCGUGAUGCGGAUCUCAUGAUUGGCCGGGUGGCGGGUGAGAGGGACAAAGAGUAUGUCAUGGUGAGGAACGAGAAGGAUACUGGCUGGGCGAUGACAUUCGUCGGCAAUAAAGGCGAGCUUGAGGGCGCACAGAGCAAACCGAUCGACGUGGAGAAGUUAGGAGAGGAAGAUUUGAAAGUUGAGGAUAGUGACGAAGAUGUAGAGUUUGAGGACGUUCCAGUUGAAGGGCUGAAUCGCUUGCCUAAAGGACCGCGAAGGUUACCGCCAGAGCUGGCGAGACUGCGAGGCGGUGAGGCCAUCAGAAUGCGGCAAGCAUUGUACGAUUCGAGGAUGGAACAGACGGGCAGUAAGAGAAAGUCGUCGGCAAAGGAUACAGGCGCUGCGAAUGACGCGCUCUUUCUAGGAAGCGAUAUUGAUGAUGUCUUGUUUGAGAUUGAGGAUGAAGAAUUAGAAGCCGACGAGGAUCUACGCAAUGCCAUCGCCAUGUCGCUCAGAGAUCGGGGAUUCCAAGUGGAGAACGAUGACGAGGAUUUGCAACGUGCUAUCGCAUCAUCUCUGGGGAACACAGACGGUGGCGACGGUAAAGGCAAGGGCAAGGCUGUGGAAACGACGGAGAGUUCAUUCCAGGAUGAUCAGGGGGAGGAGGGUACCAAUGACAUCGCCUACCAGCAGGUAGUUGCCGAGUCCUUGAAGCCACAGCCCAGAAAUCGAAGUACUGCCACCGACACCGACAAUAACAGUGGAACACCAUCCUCGAGCAUGUCCGCGCGAAAACUGCCUGGAAAAUUAGACCUGAGUAACAGCAGGAGUUUUCUUUUUGGGAAGAAUAAAAAGCCAUUAUCACUCAACCCCAAGCUUAAAUCAGCAGUAGCCAGUAAAGCGGAGGAGGAGGAGGAACCCGUCCGUUUGCCUCCAUGGUUUAGUGGCGGCGGUAUACGAGAUAUUCUUGCAGAAGUCGAGAAGGCAAAGCAGACCACCAAGGAGCAGUUCGCUGAACUGGAAGCACCACAGCCACGGGAGGGAUCUCCAAUAUCGCUUUCUUCUGAUGAUGACUCUGAUGUUGAGUUCUUGGAUGUCGCCCCGAGUGCUAGCCAGAGAAAGGCCAAGCCUGAGCCAAUCAACACCGACGAACUCGCAGAGCGUUUGAGAGCGAUUCCUCCUGAUAGUCACAAGGCGGAAUCAGCACCUCAAUCUGAACCUGUUCAGCCUGCACUCCCAGUUGCGGGAGACAGCGAUGAAGAGAUUGAAUGGAGCGACAGCGAGGAUGAGCAAACCGUACCCGCCCCGCAAACUGCCGCGACCGCAGCAGUUGCAGAUACCGAAGGCAAGAGUUUACUGUUGGAAUCCAAGGGAAAGUUCCCUCCAACUACAGCCUCGCAACUAGAUGACGUCGGCAUGGGACCUCCACCCAAUAUACGCCUUCCUUCCCCACCCCCUGAUGAGAUCGAGGAGCCGGAUGACUUCGAGAUCAGUUUCGAUCGCGAGCCAACUCCACCUCAAGAGCUUGCGCUGGAAGAUGCCGACGAGAACGAGCUCAUACUGCAAAUGGAACGCGAACAAGCAGAACACGCUCGAUUCGCAGCAGAAAUCACUCACGGCGGUAAUCGUGCGCAAAAUGCCCUCGACUACGAACAGGAGCUAAAAUCACUACGCACACAACAGAAGAAGGACCGCCGGGAUGCAGACGAGGUCACUCAGGUUAUGAUACAGGAAUGUCAACAACUGCUUACACUCUUCGGUCUGCCCUACAUCACCGCGCCUAUGGAGGCUGAAGCUCAAUGCGCCGAGCUUGUGAAGCUCGGGCUGGUGGAUGGAAUCGUCACCGAUGACUCCGACGUCUUUCUGUUCGGUGGGACGAGGGUAUAUCGAUACAUGUUUAACGAUAAGCAGGUUGUACAAUGCUACCUUACGUCAGAUCUCGAGAAGGAGUUUUCGCUUGACCAGAACCGACUCAUCGCCGCUGCUCUAUUACUGGGCUCAGAUUACACCGAGGGCAUCCCGAAUGUCGGCCCUGUCACGGCCAUCGAGCUCCUCGCCGAGUUUGCAGAUGAGGGUCUGGCAGGCUUCAAAGAGUGGUGGACCAAGGUUCAGCAAGGUGCAGACACCCCUGAGGAGUCAUCCUCCCGUUUCCGUAGGAAAUUCAAACGCGCCAACACGGCAAAGAUCUUUCUCCCACCAUCAUUCCCGAAUGCCAGAGUUGUCAACGCCUACCUCCACCCCGAGGUCGAUUCAGAUCCCAGCACAUUUGAGUGGGGGGUGCCAGAUCUAGAGGGGCUGCGAACAUUCCUGAUCAAUACCCUCGGCUGGAGCAAGGAGAGGACAGAUCAGAUCCUUGUGCCGGUCAUCAAAGAUAUGAACCAGAAGACAGUCGAGGGCGGUCAGGUGAAUAUCACGCAUUUCUUCGGAGGUCCGACCGGAACAGGUGCGUUUGCGCCAAGGGUUAGGCCUGCGGGGAAGAGCUCAAGGAUUGAGAAGGCUAUGGAACUGCUGAAGAGGAAGGGGGAUGGAGAAGAUAUUGCUGAGGAGGAGCCUCCGAAGAAGAAGCCGAUGUCGAUGAGGGAGAGAUUCGCGCAAGAUUUUGCGGAGGGGGACGACGCGGCGGGAGAGACGAAGGAGAAGGCGCAAGAAGUAGAGAAACCGAAGAAGGGCAGGAAGGCAGCGCCGAAACGGAAACCUGCAAAGAGAGGCAAGAAGACAAAGGCGAAAUGAGGGCAGUGUAUUAAAUAUGUCAUGUAUUUUUUUCUUUAGAUGGUCAAUAUUCUUUCGGCAGAUCUACUCUGCCUACAUAAUCCUCUUGUAUGUACGCUCGGAAUUAUGCAUGAUAUGCCGG